This is a messenger RNA of Lepus europaeus (European hare), 756 nucleotides long. RefSeq names its product testis expressed 47 (gene TEX47). The record is from RefSeq and is a predicted model, not a curated record. Lineage: Eukaryota; Metazoa; Chordata; Mammalia; Lagomorpha; Leporidae. The coding region runs from base 1 to 756 and encodes 251 amino acids. The transcript has a single exon.
AUGUCCGCCUUGGGCCACCCACGGAAGAUGAGCCAAAAGCCUCUGCCAAUGGAAUCUCAUUUAGUGCCCCAAGUUCCACGUGGCAAUUACUUGAGCCUUCAGGAGGAGAAACAAAGACUGCACCUAAAGAAGUUCCUCAUCCACAGGAUGUUCAUCGUGGCCAGCAUACAAGAAAACACAGAGAAAACAGACAUUGCUGAGUACUACGAACAAGCGUUCCAGUCGAUUCUGAAACAUCACCUGGGAGAAGCAGUGACGGGUCUGCUGCUCGUCUACCCCACUUCCAUGCUGCACAUCCUUGAGUCAUCCAACGGGACUCUCUACCAAAUUCUUGAGGAAUAUCUGAGCCACCAAAAUGAAGAAUUUAUGAUCAAAGACAUGAAAAUCAUAGCCAUCUCCCAUAACAUCCCUUCGAGGCUCUUCAUGCAAUGGCACAUUUCACUAGUAAAGGUCCCAGUCAUGUAUCUCGAUGACGUGACACAGUCACAGACCCUGGAAGAGGUGAUCACAGAGUUUCUCACCCACACUCACAAACUAGGACUCUACCUCUUUAAGACUAUUAAGGUGGGUACGAAAGGAUUAGGUGAUAAUUUGCACCAAAUUGUACCUGACCUACUCCCCCCUGAGCAAAUCAUAAAGUACUUGUGCAAAUCUAAGGAAUUCAUGAACCCAGCAGAAUUCAUGAACAUGUACAACAAACCCAUCCACGUCACUUUGGAUUCUGAGAUAGUAUGGCCUGCACCUUCCUACUUCUAG